AUCUGUGAAAUGUACUGAUUUCCGUAGAUUUCCGUGUUUCUUGAAAUCCUAUAUUGUUUCAUUUUAUUUAGUUUUUUAAAAGUGAUUUUCAUAUUACUUUCGAAGAAAUGCGAUAUUGAUUGGUUUAAAAAUAUGUUUUAGAAUUUGAAAGUAAAACAUAAAUUAGUUACAAAAAAGUAAAGGAAAGAGGAUGGAAAAUAAUUUAAGUCGGAGUGGUAGCCGCUCGAGUUCAGUAUGUGAACUCGAAAAGGACCUUAGUGAUAUGGAAAUUAUGAAAACUAGGACGAACCGAAGGAAUGUAAUUCUUCGAACACCACUAGCACGAAAAGCGAAAAGAAUAAGAUUUUUUCGAAAUGGUGACAAAUUUUAUUCCGGAGUUAUAAUUCCAGUCUUGCCAGAAAGAUACAGAUCCUUUGAUAGUUUAACUGCAGAUUUGACUAGAGUUUUAGUUGACAAUGUGACACUACCUAGUGGAGUCCGAACAAUAUAUUCACUUGAAGGUAGAAAAAUAGGAAAACUAGAUGAUUUAGAAGAUGGACAAUCAUAUGUUUGUAGUGGGUUUGGUGAACCAUUCAAGCGUUUGGACUAUGAGGCUAGUGCUGUGACUCCACAAUCAUUUAGAUUGAGUGGCCCAGAGUCUCUGAGUGAUAGUGCAAGCCCAUCUCCGGCCAGGGCAAACAAUAGAUUGUCCCGAUAUUUACAGACAAAUGGUAGCAGUACCACUGGCAAUGGAUCACCUAGAGUAAGCCCUGCAGGUGAUAAUGUAGUCCGGCCACGCAUAGUUACAAUUAUUAGGAAUGGGGUCAAACCCCGCAAGGUAUGCAGACUGCUAUUGAAUAAACGCAAUAGUCCAACUCUGGAACAUGCCUUAGCUGCUAUUACUGAGUGCAUUAAACUUGACACGGGCUGUGUACGCAAAGUGUUUACACAGUCUGGUUCCCCUGUCACUGCAUUACAUCAAUUCUUUGAAGAGGAAGAUGUGUUCUUUGCUUACGGAAAUGAGAGGGUUAACCAAGAGGAUUUUGAAUUAGAGUUUGAGGAAAGCAAAGCUGUCCUACAGUGUAGAAAAACACCAAUCACAAGAAAUUCAAGAUCGGGACCUAAACCUCGAAUGCCGGUUAAAGCUGGUGGAGCGGCUCGUAAAGAGAAUGAAGCGAGUGGUGCGGCCGGAGACAACGAGCAAUCACCGCUCGCUAAUCUUCUACCACAACCUCUACGUCUUAAGUACAAUGUGGGCAAAAUUAUAGGUGAUGGCAACUUUGCAGUUGUGAGAAUAUGUACAGACAAGACCUCAGGCAAAGAGUAUGCUUUGAAAGUGAUUGAUAAAGCCAAGUGUAAAGGAAAAGAACACUAUGUAGAGGCUGAGGUAAGAGUAAUGAGAAAACUCUGUCAUCCACGCAUUGUGUCGCUUAUUGAAGAACAGGAUAGUCCUGAAUGGCUUUUCCUUGUAAUGGAAUUAGUCAGUGGAGGAGACUUAUUCGAUAGUAUCGCAGCUGCUUCUAAAUUUUCCGAACCGCAAGCGCGUUUGCUAAUUGGUCACUUAACAUCCGCUAUUGCAUAUCUACACUCGCUUUCCAUUGUUCAUCGAGACAUCAAACCCGAAAACCUUCUGGUGGAAGUGGGACCAGAUGGCAGCAUACGGGGGUUGAAGUUGGCUGAUUUCGGCCUGGCCGUCGAAGUGUGGCGACCUCUACACGCGGUCUGCGGCACCCCUACUUAUGUCGCACCUGAGAUCUUACUUGAGACUGGAUAUGGUCUUAAAAUCGACGUGUGGGCGGCGGGCGUGAUCCUGUACAUCCUGCUGUGCGGGUUCCCGCCGUUCUCGUCCCCGGACGGCGACCAGGAGAAGCUGUUCGACGCGAUCCUGUCGGCGCGGCUCGAGUUCCCCGCGCCGCACUGGGAGCGCGUGUCGGCCGGCGCCAUCGACCUCGUCGCCAACAUGCUGCGCCCGCAGCCCGAGCUGCGCUUUGCCGCGGAGGACGUGCUCGACCACGCGUGGAUGUCGGAUGACUAUGAUGAAAUGUGUGACUUUCGCUCUUGGUACGAUGAGGAUUCUUCAUAGCUAUACGACGUCCACGCUAAAUCGUGAAUGCGGCUAUAUGACGGCUUAAAUCAAACACACGCGAUUUUUGCUAAGGUUUAGUGCCGCGCUCUUAUUUCUGCAUGCCUUGUCAUAUACUAUAAACACCAAAUACCAAAGUUAUUCCGUAAUAUACUGAAAAAGGGACAAUGAUGCUGCAUGCAUGUGUUCAAUUUUUAAUAAAAGCGUUUCGAUCCAUUUUUAAUGCGGCAGCGUCGUUAUGAUCAAUUCGAUUUUUAUAUUCAGUGUUUCUCCUAUUGAUACAAUUGUUAAGUGAUCAUCAAAUGAACUUCUUUUUUUUAUUUAUUUUUCUUAAUGUAAUAUCUUUCCAUAGUUAGUAUUUAUGUGGCUGUAAAACCAGUUUCUUUAGUAUUAUUUAGUUUUAUAUUUAUGAAUGAAUCAGAUGAUAGGUAAUGCAUUUAAGUGAUCUAUUAUUGAAUAUUCAUAUUAGAUUUGUUUGAUGUUUGUUUCUAAAAUUGAGAGUCGUAGAAAGCUUUUUUUUAUAAAUUGACGUUAAUCUAAGCCUGAAGACUGUUGAAUAUGCGCGGAAUUAUUGUAAAAUCUUUCACCUGCAUAAAGACAAAGCUGAUCCUAGUUGCUUUUUGUCAUUGUCUUCAUUGGUCAAUCUUUAUUUUGCAAAAAUUCUCAUCUUAAAAUAGGUUUAAAGAAUGUAUUUUAUAUUUUGUGUCUGUAAUAAAAUAUAGUAAUAUAUGUUCUUAUUAUGAAUAAACACCUCUUAAAUUUAUUUAUUGCACAUGCUUAUUAGUUGAAAGUAUUGUACAAUUAUUGCUAGGCAAAACAGGUACAAUUAAUAUUUGUGUUGAGAAGAAAUACACAUUCCUCAUAGCUUUCCAUAGUAUUACACAUCUGCCUCUUUUUGAAUGCUCAAAAAUAUCGAAAGUGCAACAGGGAUUGUACUUGUGCCAAAUGAUAUCAUCUUCAAAAUUAUUGGUCAUCUCGAUUUCUCAUUUUUAUUAUUCUAGUGUGAUUGUCAAAUUAAUUUCAAUUAAUAUAAACACGUGAGAUGGCUUUCCAAAAUAUGUACAUUUUAAUGACAUUCCCAUUUAUAACCUUAAUGGUUAGAUUGUCAAAAUGUGUGGACAAUAAAGUCUUAAUGGCGACGAUAGACAUCCCUCAAUAUUUUUAGACCCUCAUUUGCAAUAAUAUAUAUACAUUUAAUGUGAUAUACAACAUAAAACAUAUAUAAAUGUACUGUAUGAUUACUUUCAUUGUCAUAUUGUCACUCAUUGAAAUUUAUUUGCUUAUUAAUAAAUUAUUUAUUAAAAUA
Molecule: messenger RNA, 3368 nt
Organism: Zerene cesonia (dogface butterfly)
Lineage: Eukaryota; Metazoa; Arthropoda; Insecta; Lepidoptera; Pieridae
Product: serine/threonine-protein kinase GA29083
Exons: 14
Coding region: 191-2062 (623 amino acids)
Biological process (GO): protein phosphorylation; intracellular signal transduction
Molecular function (GO): ATP binding; protein kinase activity
Source: RefSeq, a predicted model, not a curated record